CUCUCGAGGCCGGACGCCACGAUGCCGCCACUUCUGAUCGGGCUCGUACUUGUUGUGGCACGGAUGGACAAGGCCGAGGGUGAGUCGCCUCUUGACAGCCCCCGACCCUUUGGCCAAGGGAAAGCCUCGCGCGCCGAGGAGUUCGAUCGGACCGGUGUUCUCCAGCCGGACAGUCAGAUCACCGCCACCCUUCGCCCCGGAACGAACUCAGAGUUCUACUACUUGAUUCAUCACGAAGGGACGCCCUUUACGCUGCUGGUCAGCCCGUGCAGCGGCCCAAUAUCCUGGACGGUCAGCUACGUCCGUCCGCCAGAAAACGAGUCGGAUGCUGAGGAAGGGAAGAAGCGAUGGCCAGUGACGAAGCUCGUACCAGGUUCGCCGUUGUUCACCUACGCCGGAGUCGAGGCGCGAAAUUUCUCAAUGACGAGAGCACAGGAGGGCGUUUACCGCUUCGAGAUAAGAUCAACGACGACGUCAAACGGCAGCACGGAGCGUCGGGGCGUCGACACGGUCCGUCUCUAUGCCACGACGGAGAUUCUGGAGCACCAAUCCAUCGUCGACUUUGGGAACGGCAGCAGGGGACACCGUCGUCAUCUUCUGCGGUUCCAGCAGCGACGGAGCAAACGACGUCUCGGCGUCUCGUGGAGCUGGAGUCGGGCCGUUACCAAUCUGACUGAAUACUGCCUUGCCGUGACAUCUGGGCAGCGCAGACCCCCGGCGACGUUGUGCGCCGCGCAAAACGUGCUGCAGUCAACCUCGACUUGGCCCCUAGACAAGAUUCAGACUUCCGGGCAUCAACGGCGACGCCCCAUUCCCGAGGGCCUUCACUGCCCCAGGGAAGCCAGGCUAACCCUUAACGGAAUGAGGUUCAACACCACUUACCAUUUCGCACUCUACGCGGUGAGUAGGACGAACAACGUGUCGCGCCGAGUAACUGUGGAGAGUCACAAGUUUCGUCGAAAUCCGACGCAGACUCUGCGCACCGGCCGUCCAGAGACGACCAACCUCCGGAAGAACAGCGGGUUGGUGAACUUCCAGUACCGACCGCGAAGCAACGCGAGGACCGUAUUCCUGAUGCGUUCCUGCAGCGGGGGGUCCUUUCGGGUCCUUCUUAGGGGGCCCGCAGGGGUGGUCAGUGACCAAAAGGUGACCGACAGUGUCUUCAAGCUGGUGGCGGCGCCCCUGGAGUCAGGGAAAAGGUACGUCCUGAGGAUAUCGGUGACCCCCGAGGAACUCGAGACUGUGACGACGGUGAAGGUGAUCGCACGGGAGGACGUGCCCACGUCUGCGAAUCAGAAGGCACCCAACAGGAGUCGGUCGCGAGAAAAUCGAUUCCCCAGAGGGUCUUCAUGGUCGAGGUUAAGGAAGCGGUUCAGGGUUAAUCAGCGACCCAUCUGCUCGCUUUCGGAUAUCUGAGUGAGGAAUAAAAAUGAACGCACCUCGACACCGUCGGACGCGAACAAUCGUGGCGCGUGAACGAGACGGCUGUUGAAAAUUAGCGCUGUACCGUAAUUGCGUUACUGGCGUAUCUCCAACUGCACGGCGUUGUCGUACGAUUUACGAAUAAUCAUUCGAACAUUGAACUCUGGCACCGUUUGUUCCAUCUAUUGUUCAAUAUUCAACUUCCGUACACGAUUGGCAACGGUCCGACUUCUCGUUUUACUUCUGACCGGAAAUUUCGCGUAUGCCUUUCGGUGAACACAUUAUUGAGAAAAAUAGAAUGAUAUACCACGUUUAAGACUGAAUUUAACGUCGAAUUACCAAAUUCUAAAGACUGUCUGCAUGUUCCAACAAAUCAAAUUUUUCUUCUCUAAAUCUCUAUUCUUUACACAAAAAUGCAGUUUGAGGUAUGCAAGUACAGCAAAGGAUGCUGCAAAUAUUGCGUUCUCGAGCCGUGGAACGAUGCAGCCAAGCAAAUCCGGUUGCAUUGUUAAAUGUCAAGUGUUAAGUGGGUUUGCGUCAAUAUUACUUAAGAGGCGUGAGAUGUUUGCACACCAGUACUGUCCAUGAUCGCCUUCCGAUGAAGUAUUUAUUAUGAAGUUUCAAGAAGCAACUGCAAUUCAACGUACAUCUCUGGGCGUCACAUCUUCCUGUUCCUGUCACAUUUUCAUCUGAUACCACAAAGUCAAUCAUACCUCGCAUAUUUCUUUACGACGGUUCAAAAUCCAACGACUAACUUUUACGUCACAAUAAUCGCAUUUAGCAAAAUUUAUUGACAAAACUGCCUCCAAUGAGAUGUGUGGCAAAAAAAUGGAAUCAAGUUCACCAAAACGAAAUGAAAGCACUGAUGGAAAAUCCAAAUGUUUCUCGAUGAAAAAUGCGAACAGAAGAGAGGUAAAGUUGGACGAGGGUCACCCUCGAAGCGUGAAUUAGCCGCAUGAAAAGUUACUCGACAGUAAUUGCAUGCUGCUGAGACACCGCGAUAAUAGCAAAAACUGAAUGCAGUCUCAUAGCGUUCUCCCGUCUUGUCUACGGGGGAGAGGGACGAGAAUUAUCGUUUCAUACAGCAAAUGUUUUGUAUAAUAUAUUUAGGUAAUAAAAGGUUUAAAC
Diprion similis is the source of this 2550-nucleotide messenger RNA. RefSeq lists its product as uncharacterized. The transcript is spliced from 6 exons. The record is from RefSeq and is a predicted model, not a curated record. Lineage: Eukaryota; Metazoa; Arthropoda; Insecta; Hymenoptera; Diprionidae. The coding region runs from base 22 to 1416 and encodes 464 amino acids.